AUGAUCCUGGCCACCAUCAUAGCCAACUGCAUCGUUUUAUCCCUGGAACAGCAUCUUCCUGGUGAGGACAAGACGCCUAUGUCCAAAAGGCUGGAGAAGACCGAGCCUUAUUUCAUUGGGAUCUUCUGUUUUGAGGCUGGUAUCAAGCUGGUGGCGCUCGGUUUUGUUUUUCAUAAGGGUUCCUAUCUCAGAAACGGCUGGAAUGUAAUGGACUUCAUUGUUGUGCUAAGUGGGAUUCUGGCCACUGCCGGUUCUCAUAUGAAUAUCCCCGUGGAUCUGAGGACCCUGAGAGCUGUGCGUGUGCUCAGACCCCUCAAACUAGUCUCCGGUAUCCCUAGUUUACAGAUAGUUCUGAAGUCCAUUAUUAAAGCGAUGGUGCCGCUGCUGCAGAUCGGCCUUCUGCUGUUCUUCGCCAUCCUGAUGUUCGCCAUCAUCGGUCUGGAGUUCUACAGUGGCAAAUUACACCACACUUGCCUGCCCUCUCCAGAUAUCCUCGAAAACGAGACGGUGGACUCGUCUGAGGUGGAGUUUGCGUGUGGCGUGAGAAAGUGUCCUGAGAAGUACACCUGCAGUGGCAGCUGGAUUGGGCCCAAUGAUGGCAUCACUCAGUUUGACAACAUCUUGUUUGCAGUGCUAACAGUAUUUCAGUGCAUCACUAUGGAGGGAUGGACUGCCGUCCUGUACAAUACUAAUGAUGCUUUGGGGCCCACAUGGAAUUGGAUUUAUUUCAUUCCUCUCAUUAUUAUCGGCUCGUUUUUUGUGCUCAACCUUGUUUUGGGUGUCCUUUCUGGUUUUAAGUUCAAAGUCAUGGCAUUAAAUGUUGCAAACACUGCAGAAAUUAAACUCAACGGCUACCGGGCCUGGAUAGACCGAGCAGAGGAAGUAAUGCUUGCAGAAGAAAACAAGAAUUCUGGGAGAUCAGCGUUAGAUGUUUUGAAACGGGCCACCAGCAAGAAAAAUGCAAGGCGUCGAGGACCAGGGGAGGAGAAAUAUUCUGAAGUCUCUACAGUUGGUGGCCCCCGCCCGAGGGUUGGUAUACGGACAGCGAGACGAGGGCCGGCUGCUUACAUGCGGCGCAAGGAACGCAUGUUGCGGAUAUCUAUUCGUCGCAUGGUUAAAACCGACAGCUUCUAUUGGAUAGUCCUCAGUCUGGUGGCGCUCAACACCAUUUGUGUUUCCAUCGUUCAUCACAACCAACCGGAAUGGCUCACUAUUAUUCAGUACUACGCAGAGUUCGUGUUUCUUGGACUUUUUCUUGCUGAGAUGUUUCUGAAAAUGUAUGGCCUUGGUUUCCGUCUCUACUUCCAUUCAUCCUUUAACUGCUUUGAUUGUGGGGUGAUUGUAGGUAGUAUUUUUGAAGUGGUUUGGGGAUUCUUCAGGCCUGGAGAGUCGUUUGGCAUCAGUGUCCUCAGAGCUUUACGUCUGCUACGAAUCUUUAAGAUAACAAAGUACUGGACAUCCUUACGGAACUUGGUGGUUUCCCUCAUGAGCUCCAUGAAGUCGAUCAUCAGUUUGCUCUUCCUCCUCUUCCUGUUUAUCGUAGUCUUCGCUUUACUUGGAAUGCAGCUGUUUGGUGGAAGGUACUGGACAUCCUUACGGAACUUGGUGGUUUCCCUCAUGAGCUCCAUGAAGUCGAUCAUCAGUUUGCUCUUCCUCCUCUUCCUGUUUAUCGUAGUCUUCGCUUUACUUGGAAUGCAGCUGUUUGGUGGAAGGGAGCUUUUUGAUCAUGUGAUUCACCUGAGUGUGUCAGUGAAGAAGAUUAAGUUCUUCUUCAAGCGUCACCUGGAGUACGAGAAGAAGAACGGCACACCUGAGGCCAUCCAAGCGGUCAAACAGAAGAAGUUUCGGGCUGCUGCCGCUGCAGGGGUGUCAGAGGGUGGGCGGCACAAACGCCACAGACAUCGAGAGUUCAGAACAGAGGCCAGAAAUGCAGAGAAUCACCAGCAAUUUGGGUGCAGCGAGAAACCGGCUGAGGAGGGUGAGGAUAAAAUGGAUGAAACACAGUCUAAAAACUUGAUGCACAUGUACGAAACAGAAACAAUCAUGUCUGGCAAGCAAAAUGAGAGUCAGGAGGAAUGCCAAAGGGAGUUUGUGGGUGAUGUGACUGGGAUUCCCCAAGCAUCUGGCCUUCAGGAGCUUCAGACUCUCUGCACUGGAAUGGAAGAUCAAGCAGAAAGCCAGGAAGCUCCAUUCCUGAGGCACAAAGAAGAGUUUUCAUCAGAAUCUAAGUACAUGACAGGGGAAGUCUCAGACAUUGAGAAUAAUGGCAGCUAUCUAAACCAGGAUGAGUGUAUGACAGAAACCAGCAUUAAACGAGAGACAUCAACCCAGCCUUUGUUGGAAAUGGCACCAAUGACUGUCAGCUUCAAAGACGUGGAGGCCUCUCACUCAGGCAAAGCUGAUGAGGGUAACGACGAUGAAGACGACGACGACGACGAUGAUGAUGAUGAUGAUGAUGAUGAUGUUGAGAAAGGAGGUGGACAGUCGACUGCCCCCAAACCCGACACACCUGACAGCAUGUUCAUUUUCAAAAGCACAAAUCCUAUCAGGAGGAUCUGCCACUAUGUGGUGACCCUGCGCUACUUCGAGAUGACCAUUCUCCUGGUGAUCGUGGCCAGCAGCAUUGCACUGGCUGCUGAGGACCCUGUGUGCACCAAUUCAGAGAGGAAUAAAGUUCUUCGAUACUUCGAUUAUGUUUUCACUGGCGUUUUCACGUUUGAAAUGAUUAUAAAGAUGAUCGACCAGGGCCUCAUUCUUCAUGAUGGGUCGUAUUUCCGUGACUUGUGGAACAUUCUAGACUUUAUUGUGGUGGUUGGAGCUUUAUUUGCUUUUGCAUUGACGAAUUUAAUGGGAAACAACAAAGGCCGAGACAUUAAGACCAUUAAGUCCUUAAGGGUUCUCCGAGUUCUCCGUCCCCUCAAGACCAUCAAAAGACUUCCGAAGCUCAAGGCUGUGUUCGAUUGCGUGGUCACAUCCCUGAAGAACGUCUUCAACAUCCUCAUCGUCUACCAGCUCUUCAUGUUCAUCUUUGCUGUGAUUGCAGUGCAGCUCUUCAAGGGAAAGUUCUUCUACUGUACCGACGGAUCGAUGGGGACGCAAAAAGAAUGCCAAGGCUACUACAUUGACUAUGGGAGGGACAGGAAGGAGGUGAAGAAGCGGGAGUGGAGGAGACACGAGUUCCACUAUGAUAAUGUCCUCUGGGCUCUUCUGACGCUCUUCACUGUGUCCACAGGAGAGGGCUGGCCACAAGUUCUCCAACACUCGGUGGACAUGACUGAGGAAAACCACGGCCCAAGCAGAGGAAACCGAAUGGAGAUGUCCAUUUUCUAUGUCAUAUACUUUGUGGUUUUCCCCUUCUUUUUUGUCAACAUCUUUGUUGCUCUCAUCAUCAUCACAUUCCAGGAGCAGGGAGACAAAAUGAUGGAGGAGUGCAACUUGGAGAAAAACGAGCGGGCAUGCAUUGACUUUGUAAUCAGUGCAAAACCCCUAACGAGAUACAUGCCUCAGAACAGACAGACCCUCCAGUACCGAUUGUGGCACUUUGUGGUGUCGCCGUCAUUCGAGUACACGGUUCUAGUCAUGAUUGCACUCAACACAGUAGUGCUCAUGAUGAAGUACCACUCGGCGCCAGCUGCCUACGACAUCGUCCUGAAGCACCUCAACACUGCGUUCACUGUGCUCUUCUCUCUGGAAUGCAUCUUAAAGAUUUUCGCCUUUGGGUUCAUGAACUACUUCCGUGAUACAUGGAACAUCUUUGAUUUCAUCACUGUGCUGGGCAGUAUUUCUGAAAUUGUGGUAGAUUUACAGUCUGUGAACACCAUCAAUAUGAGCUUCCUGAAGCUUUUCCGGGCAGCCAGACUCAUUAAACUGUUGAGACAAGGCUACACAAUACGGAUUCUGCUGUGGACAUUUGUUCAGUCCUUCAAGGCUCUUCCAUAUGUUUGCCUUCUCAUUGCCAUGCUUUUCUUCAUUUAUGCCAUUAUUGGCAUGCAAGUAUUCGGUAAUAUUAAAUUGAAUGAUGAGAGCCACAUUAAUCAACACACCAAUUUCAAAACGUUCUUUGGUGCCUUGAUGCUGCUCUUUAGAAGUGCCACAGGAGAGUCGUGGCAGGAGAUCAUGCUCUCGUGUCUCGGGGGGAAGGAGUGUGAACUGGACCCUUCGAUACCACCAACUUUCACCUCUCCAGAUCACGAAGGGGGCUGUGGCACGGACUUUGCCUAUUUCUAUUUUGUCUCAUUCAUCUUUUUCAGCUCAUUUUUGAUGCUGAAUCUGUUCGUGGCUGUGAUUAUGGACAACUUUGAGUAUUUGACCCGAGACUCAUCUAUUCUCGGACCUCACCAUCUGGAUGAGUUUGUGCGCAUCUGGGGAGAAUAUGACCGAGCUGCAUGGUGUGAUAUGGGCAAGCAUUGUCAUCUAAUUAUUUUGGCAUCACCUUAUUCCUUUAGGGGCUCCGUAGACACGGACAUGACCGUUGGAAAGAUCUAUGCUUCUAUGAUGAUCAUGGAUUACUUUAAGCAGAGCAAAGCCAAGAAGUUGAGGCAACAGAUUGAGGCACAGAAAAGUCCCACCCUGCCCCUGAUAUCUCACAGCGCUGGAUCAGCCUUGACCAGUGGAGGGUUUGUGGCUUUAAGCCCCAUAUCACCACAGGAGCUGUUAUUGCAGCCCAUGACCCACCGUACAGACAGCAGUGAAGACUACGAUGCCUCUCAGGUUGAUGAAUCAGGGUUGAAUGGCAUGUGGGGGGAUGAUCGCCCACCUGAACAUGCAUUCAGAACCAGACACAAGAGCUACAAAGCUGCAGUGUCCCACUCAGACCAGACACAGUACAUGGAAAAGGUGCGAGGACGACCAAAAGAACAACGGUUCUUACUUUCCCCGGAUAACUCCAACUCAAAAUCUCGUUCCCGCUCUCCCAGUGAGGAGCGCAUGCAUGGGGUCACCAGACAGGGAAACAGCUCCGAAAGCCCCGUUCCCUCCACCUCCGAGUCCAGCACCCCGAGCGGCAAGCGUCGCCUGUCCCAGACCUCCACCUGCUCACACCCUCACAUCUCCUACUCACCCUUAGUGUGCCACACGCAACCUUCAUCGCACGUUGAUGAUGAUGAUGACGAUGGCGACACAACCGUCCAGCAGAUGAUAGGGUGCUGUAGUACUGCUUUAUGGGAUGACGGUGCUGAAGACCAGGAGGCGAGACAGCAGGAAAGUACCCAAUUUGAAGUGGGUGAAUAUCUGGGUUCAUCCGCACGCCGCUAUCCUUCCGAGUCCUUCCUCGCCCUACAAGAUGACGAGCACAGCCCUGAUUCUGCCGCUCCUAUGGAAACUCUUACCUUUGAGGCAGCGGUGGCCACCAGCCUAGGCCGCGCGAACACGGUCAGCGCCUCGAUGCGCACGAGGUCACGGAUAGGCUGGCAGGUGCCCAACGGACACUUCCGGAAGAGAUUGACACAGAGCGUAUCUCUCGCUGGCGGUGAAGCUCUCAGCGAUGCAGAAGAUGACAAAUACUAGAUCAGUCAGUAGAACAGAGACACAACAGGACACAUGUAGAUUUCAAGGAGGACACUGAGGUGGAUGCUGAUCUUCACAAUAUCCAAGAGGUGUUUUAUAGAUAUACAAAUUAAACGUGUUCAAUGAAAUGUGCAAACAGAAAGACUUCAUAUUUAUAUUCUCUUAAUUUCUCAUCAGAUAGUGAGUUUGGAAAGCAACCCAUACAUUUGAGGCCCGAUUCAGGUAUUAAGUGCUUUAUUUCCAGUUGGGGAUCGUGAGUUGAUGGCUUAAAGGCCUGGCUUCACAGACAGAGAUUAGACUAAACCAGGAUUAGGCCAUAGUUCAAUUAGGACAUUUAAG
This is a messenger RNA of Sinocyclocheilus grahami, 5844 nucleotides long. It is a transcript of the gene cacna1eb, whose product is annotated as calcium channel, voltage-dependent, R type, alpha 1E subunit b. The coding region runs from base 1 to 5505 and encodes 1834 amino acids. NCBI's taxonomy places the organism in Eukaryota, Metazoa, Chordata, Actinopteri, Cypriniformes, Cyprinidae. Gene Ontology annotation, biological process: chemical synaptic transmission; calcium ion import across plasma membrane. The record is from RefSeq and is a predicted model, not a curated record. Gene Ontology annotation, cellular component: membrane; voltage-gated calcium channel complex; neuronal cell body. The transcript has 43 exons. Gene Ontology annotation, molecular function: high voltage-gated calcium channel activity.